Corythoichthys intestinalis (scribbled pipefish) is the source of this 1055-nucleotide messenger RNA. RefSeq names its product transmembrane protein 223-like. The transcript has a single exon. Gene Ontology annotation, cellular component: mitochondrion. The coding region runs from base 148 to 888 and encodes 246 amino acids. Lineage: Eukaryota; Metazoa; Chordata; Actinopteri; Syngnathiformes; Syngnathidae. Gene Ontology annotation, biological process: nervous system development. The record is from RefSeq and is a predicted model, not a curated record.
AUGACGUCAUAAACAAAAUGGCUGCGCCCUAAAUGUCGGAGAAAUCGUUUGCUCAACUUAAAAUUGUGAUAAAUACCUGUAUUAUUCCUACUCUUUGGCGGUCGUUAGCGUUAUUCUUUCAAUAGGAUACGUGCACUACUAUAUAAAAUGAGUUUACUUCGAAUUUGCGGCGCAUUAUGUCAACUCCGGCCGAUUGCUACCCAGCGAAGGAACGCGCUGCUGUGGUCAAGGUUUCCCGUGAGCGGCCUGUCAAUUCGUCUUGCCCAUAUGAGUUUUGCCGGACCGGGGCGACGUAUUUUCGCACACCGCUUCUGCACUUCCACUCAGCCGUCCAGAGACGUCACGCUGUUCCACCACGACAGGACAAGCUUCUUCCGCCUUCUGUCGGUCUUCUGCGGGGGCCAGUGUGUUUUCUGGACUUACCUAGCGCACUUUGCCUACACCGGGCUCAGAGACACGGGGACCACUGCCCAGGAGGAGAAACGAAAAGCUCCCACCAGCCCCGCCUUGGCUGGUAUGUGGAGUUUUGAAAUGAACCUGGGCUCCAGCACCUGGAGGUACGGCUUCACGCUGGGAUGCGCGACAAUAGGAGCUGGCAUACUGGGACUGGGAAUCCUGUUUUGUCGGCGUUCUGUCUGUCAGGUGGUUUUACACCAAGGUGGAAGGAUGGUAUCUGUUACCACGCAGUCACCGCUAGGAAUGGGCCGAGGCUGGAGAAUAACAGCCCCGUUGUCCCAGGUCGCCUGUCACGCCCACAGACACGAGUCCCCCUCAUUCAUUCCCCUCAAAAUCAAGGGACAAAAGUUCUACUUUCUACUGGAUAAAGAAGGCACUAUUAACAAUACUGAACUUUUUGAUGUAACUGUGGGGGCAUACCGUCCUCUAUAAAAUGACUUCUAGAUAUGCAAGUGCCAAGAGUUGUAAAAAAAAUCUUACUCAAUGUGUGAACAUUAACAAUAAAUGCAAUUUAAUGUUUUUCCACCACUAGUCGAUAUGGAUUUUCUUUGAUGUCAGUGUACGAUGUUGCCUCCAACGCAUUUUGUUAAUUAAAAAUC